AUGCAAAACAUUCCAAGCAUCAACACUUCUGUAUCACCAUCAGCCAAUAGAAGACCCUCUCCACCCUCCAAUGCACAAACUCCGAACAUGAGUAGUCAGCAAAAUAUCGAUAACGGACAACAAAAGUAUUAUAAAAUAGCUGAUCUCAAACCAAUGAUGAAUGAUUUUACAAUUACGUUUAUUGUUUUGGAGCGGCAAAACACGAUCAAGACAAAAGACAAUCAUCAUAUAACCAAUUUUCUUGUUGCUGAUGAAACUGCUUUUAUAACGUUAAGUUUAUGGAACCAUAAAGCAGAUUACAUUAACGGAGGAGACAUAAUUAAAAUUGUUGGAGCUCAAACUCAGCUAUGGCAAAAGAAUUGUAUCAAUUUAACUAGUGCAAGAAAUGCAACAAUUACGAGGGUUGGUGAGUUCUCAAUGAUAUUCAACGAAACAAAAAAUAUGAGCGCUUUUGAAUGGGAGGAGAACCCACCUGGCUCAAAAAAGUGGUAUCCAAAAGCUGUUGGUGCAGCGACUUACAAAUAA
Molecule: messenger RNA, 525 nt
Organism: Naegleria lovaniensis
Lineage: Eukaryota; Heterolobosea; Eutetramitea; Acrasida; Naegleriidae
Exons: 1
Coding region: 1-525 (174 amino acids)
Biological process (GO): response to ionizing radiation; mitotic cell cycle checkpoint signaling; double-strand break repair via homologous recombination
Cellular component (GO): SOSS complex
Molecular function (GO): DNA binding
Source: RefSeq, a predicted model, not a curated record